GUUGAUCAGGCUUGCUGUCAGGAGGAAGGUGUAAAAGGGCUUGCUGGAAACUCCAAGUUACGGGGCUUUUGCUUUGUGCUGGCAGGAGACAAGCUGCAAUAUUUCCUGCCGUAAAUAUGUGUGGUUCAAGCAGCGUCGAGAAAACUAGGCUUCCCUUUAGUUCGCUCACAUUAUGGACAGACUAAAAAGAACCCAACCAAGCGCGGGGCAGGCAACGUGUCCAUUUCCUGGUGAUUUUAAAGACUCCGGGUUUUGGUUUGCUUUCAAGCGACAUGGUGAGUGCGCGCUCUAAUGGAGAGAUCGCCCUGUUUGCCGGGCCAGCAGUCCUGACGCUUGCAGUUGCAUCAGAUGGGGCGACGGAGCAGGCUCGAGUGAGCUCCGCCGCGCCAGAGUCCACGCUCACGCACUGGGCUGUGUGAGGACUGUGGCCGGAUCUGAGGUGCGCGUUUUCCCCCUCUCCAUGAACUUCUGAAAACAUAACCCUUUAACAUCCGUCGGAACCUUCGGAAUAAUGUUACCAAUAUGUCUGUUCAUUCGUUGCUGUGUGAAAGAAUUGCUAUUGCUAAGGAGCUAAUCAAAAGGGCAGAAGCCCUUUGCCGGUCCCGCAAAGGUGGCAUAGGAGGAGGAUCAAAGCUGUGCAGCAAAUUAAAGGCAGAGCUAAAAUUCUUGCACAGGGUGGAGGCUGGUAAGGUAGGCAUCAAAGAGUCUCACCUGCAAAGUACAAAUCUCACUCAUCUGCAAGCCAUCAUCGAGUCUGCAGAGAACUUGGAGGAGAUUGUUGGUGUUCUCCAUGUCUUCACUUAUGAGGACAAAUUUGGGGAAAAGCAAAGCUUGGUGGUGGAUGUAAUUGCAAACAAUGGGCAUACCUGGGUGAAGGCAAUUGGUCGAAAGGCCGAAGCCCUGCACAACAUUUGGCUGGGCAGGGGCCAGUACGGCGACAAGAGCAUCAUUGAGCAAGCAGAGGACUUCCUGCAAGCAAGUUGCCAGCAACCUGUGCAAUAUAGUAAUCCACACAUUAUCUUUGCUUUCUACAAUGGCGUGUCCUGCCCGAUGGCAGAGAGGCUGAAAGAGAUGGGCAUAUCUGUACGAGGGGACAUAGUUGCUGUGAAUGCACUGGUGGAGGGCACUAAGGAAGACCUCCACUUAGAUUCUAGUGGAUCUGAUGAUGGAGGUGAGUGCCUUCAGGUGACCAAAGUUGAUCGGGACACCUUAAUAGCUAGUGUUGCUUUUCCUACAGAAAUCAGAGUGGACUUGUGCAAUAGAGUCAACUUGGAUAUUACUACUCUGAUUACGUAUGUUUCAGCCCUUAGCUAUGGUGGCUGUUAUUUCAUCUUCAAGGAGAAGGUCUUAACCGAACAGGCGGUGCUGGAGAGAGAAGAGAGUGUUCUCCCAGUCCUGGAAGAGUUCAUGAAGGGCAAGGAACUGUUUGCAUGUGAAUCUGCAGUCAAAGACUUCCAGGUCAUCUUAGAGACUCUAGGGGGGCCAGGGGAGAAAAGUCGAGCUGCAUUAUUCAUGGAGAGAGUCACUGUGGUGCCCAACCAGCCCUCUGAGCGUGCCUUAAGAUUAGUGCCUAGUUCCAAAAUCAACAGACGGUCUCUGACCAUCUUUGGGACAGGAGAUGCUCUAAAGGCGAUCACCAUGACUGCAAACAGUGGCUUUGUUAGGGCUGCAGCUAACCAGGGAGUUAGAUUUAGUGUAUUCAUUCAUCAGCCAAGGGCAUUAACAGAAAGCAAAGAAUCUUCUGCCACACCUUUACCAAAGCAUUGAAGUAUGCUUCAAUGUGCAUGAGUUGUCUUCCCAGAUUAUAAAUUGCUAUUUGCACUCUCUGUAGCUGAAGCACUUUUAUGAACAAAACCUGAAGGCACAAUCCAUUGAAAGGGCAGAAUAAAUCUAUCAAGGAACAACUCCUGUCUUGAGUUCCACUGUUUCGAUGGCAGCCUUGUGUUUCUUAUAAAGGUUACUAAUGUCCUUGGUUAAGCACUUUUAAGAUACAUAGAUGUCUCCCAUUCUAAACAAUGCACGUUAAUUUUCAUGUGUGAUUGAAAGUUCUUAAUCUGAUUGUAUUGUGCUCUGUUUUUGACAUAAGGACUGGUCUUUCCUAGGAUCGAUCUUCAGGAAAAAAAAUACUGAGAAAGAAGAGAGAAUAAGUGGCAGACAAACCACAAACUAAUCAAAGCUAACUACCUUAUUCAAAUGUGAAAGGUUUUGGCAUAUUUUAAAAUCUACUGAAAAUGAUGGGUCUACAUAAAAAGUAGUAACAGCUUGCUUUGGUUGGAUUGUAAACUUUCUAUUUUUGUGGAGUCAUCCUGAUUUUCAAUUUGAUGGCUCCAGUGUCAUUCACUUUAUAGGGGAUAAUUAUAAAGUUGACAUAGUACAAUAUAUCAUUAAAAUUUUACUGUCCAAACUGAAUCUGUCUCUGUAGUUUCAGUAUUUGGAGGCUGGCUUUAAGACUUGCAGACUUAAGUUGUUGAAAUCCUUAUGUGGCUUGAGGAAAGGGGGAGGCACGUGGUACUGCUCUGUGUAUUGUUGGGAACAUGGCUGGUGUAGAGUUACUCUGGGUGUGCACGUUAAAACAUACAGGCUACCCCAGUGCUGGGUGAAGAUGGUGAAGAGGUAUCCUACUGCCUUCUAAGCCCCAUGUCAUGGCUGCCUGAGGUAAUGAGGAUUGUUGUAAAAGCUUCUAGAUAAUUCUAUUUUGAUUGAUUUGCUUUCCCAUUCUGAAAAGAAAAAAUAGGCCAUUACCCUAACCAUUCUCUUACAGUUCCCUCCAUCUGUGUAACAUAUGCCUGAAUUAAAUAAGUAUGAACAUGUAUAUUAAAAGUUGAAGAAUUGCAAA
Varanus komodoensis (Komodo dragon) is the source of this 2836-nucleotide messenger RNA. RefSeq names its product chromosome unknown C7orf25 homolog (gene CUNH7orf25). The record is from RefSeq and is a predicted model, not a curated record. Lineage: Eukaryota; Metazoa; Chordata; Lepidosauria; Squamata; Varanidae. The coding region runs from base 523 to 1767 and encodes 414 amino acids. The transcript has 2 exons.